Neurospora crassa OR74A is the source of this 3240-nucleotide messenger RNA. RefSeq lists its product as hypothetical. Lineage: Eukaryota; Fungi; Ascomycota; Sordariomycetes; Sordariales; Sordariaceae. The transcript is spliced from 3 exons. The record is from RefSeq and is a predicted model, not a curated record. Bases 547 to 2859 code for a protein of 770 amino acids.
UCUUCUCUUUUGAUUUGGAUCUUUAAAUCUCACCACCAUCGUCAUCGUCAUCGUCAUCACGCUUCAUACUACCAGGAAUCGGAAACCAUCGUCGGCGGCCAGCCCUGCCAUCACCCGUCUGCGCGCACCGCGUUUGAUGUACUGUCUCAGCCCUACUGGUGGUUCCCUUCGGAUACCGGCCGUGGGCCCGUGGCGCUCUCUCUGCUCCGCCUCUUGGUAUAACCGUUACGGAUCCUCAGUCAGCAAAUACUAGGCAUCUCACUUAGCAGAAUUACUACUGCUUCUCAGGUCACACGUCAGCCGCCCUAUUUGGACAAAGAAGGCGUGCCCAAUCUCUGGUCUGAUCCAUUCCCAUCUCAUUGUUAUCCUUGUACUGGUUCGGAGAGUGAAUACAGAGAACAUCUGCAUUCGCGGCGCAUUCGACAAACCACAGCGGAUGACCGCAUAAACCAGACUAUAAGCGACGGAAAAUGAACAUUGGUCCAGCACGGGAGGUCCAAUAAGCAGAACGGAAGACAAUUCAAUCAACUUGAAACUCGAAAAACCAUGCGCAGCAUGCGUUCGUGCUCAUCGUGUGUCCUCCUUUAUAUCAUGGCUCUCUUCGGCCAGGAGGCGAUGGCGUCGCAAGCGGAGGCAUCGUUGAAGAAAGAGACGGUUCACAGGGUCCCAAAGAAGCCAGAAAUCACACCUCCUCCGCAGCCAUUACGACUGAAACGAAGAGGAGACGACGAUCUUACUUGCCCCGUCAACCAUUCGCUAUGUCCCGAGUCCUUGGGUGGAGGUUGUUGUCCAGAUCAGUAUGAGUGUGCAAGCGAUGCAUGCUCGGCGACAACAGCGGCAGUGGGUACGGCGUGCGGGAAAGUAGGAUAUUAUUAUUGUCCCAUCACCGCCGGACAGGGAUGCUGUCCCGAAGGCUGGGUUUGUGACGCCGUAAGAGGUUGUAUAGCACCAUUCGGGGUAACAAACACGUUCACAUCAUGCCCUGCCAGCUAUAGACUCUGUCCGUCAUCUUACAACUACGGCUGUUGCCCGAACAACAUGGGAUGUGCAGUCGACGCAUGUUACUCAACAGAGCCAUUCAGCACCACCCUAGUCGACAUUAUCACCACCAUCUCUGGCGGCAAGACCAUCACCACCACCCAAAUCUCCGCUGUCCUCACCACCCCAACACCUCCUCCCGCCCUCACAGGCAUCGACGACAACUCCGGCGCCAUCCCAAAAUUCCUCCCUAGCUCCGUUCCCAAAGCCUCUGCUAUCCCUAAGGAUACCAAGGACAGCGACGGUAGCGGCGGUCUCAAUGGCGCCCAACUAGGCGGCAUAAUCGGCGGGGCCAUCGCUCUUCUAAUCAUUGUCAUCAUCGCCGCCUUCCUCAUCAUCCGUCGCCUCAAACGGGUUGAAUCCGCCAUGGAAUCUAAAAAGGGUUCCACAUCCGGCUACCACUCCAAAGCCUCCAAGACCAGCGCCUCCCAAGCGCAGAUGGAACAAUCCGGCCGGUUCCUGCACGUCAGAGCGCCUUCGGACACUGAUAACGCCAGCGCCGAUCCUCUAAUGUUCAUGUCCGAGACGAACACGCCCGGGGAUCAUACGACGAAUGCUAGCAGUUUGGCGGGGACGCCGCAGCCUGGUGCUCACGGUGUUGUUGGCGACGGCAGUGGUAUUGGGAGACAUGGGAGGUCGGGGAGCGAUACUACUUACAUGGCUUCGCCUCACGGCGCUGGGAACAACAACAACGGGAGCGAACUGGCCAGUCCCGACCCUAACCGGGGAUAUUUCGACGGUGCUUCACCACCUCUUCCCUCCUCCUCCCAUACUACCUCUACCACCUAUGCUGGUGGCCAUAACGGCAAUGGCCACGGCAUGCGUGAGAGUGUGGACAGCCAAAGCACCGGGUUGGGAUACCACUACAGCAGCACCACCCGCAACCAACACCAACACCACUGGCGAAACCAGAGUAACGCAAGCGAACUCUCCGCCGACGGAAGCGAGAUCACGCACGGAGUGGCAAGUCCCUUGGUCGGCGGCUCCUCGCAUGCUAGAGGCGCGUCAGGCGGUACUAGUUACCGUUACACUCACACUCACACUCACAGUCACAGUCACAGCGGACUAGGUGACGUCCCGGAGCUAGAUUCCUCAGGCAUGUUCGUCGAGUUACCCGCUACCACCACCACCACCACCGCCAGCGCCAGCGCCUCUCUCCCGCCGCGCAACUCAUUUGGUCUAUCAUCGGCUUCGAGGAGGAGGCGGACUACUGGUGGUGGUAGUAACCCCAAUACCUCCUCUACCCCUCAGAGCCCUAACACCGACAGCACCCAGCAACAACAACAACAACAACAACAACAACAACAACAACAACAACAACAAAACAACUUGGUAGACGUCCGCUCCGAACCAGAAACAGCCGAGUUCAUCACCCGUCCUCAUCACCAGCAACAGCAACAGCAGCAACAGCAACAGCAGCAACAGCAGCAACAGCAACAACAACAGCACACCUCUCUAGACGGCUACUACGGCCCCGCAAAAAGACAAGUAGGCCAAACCGCCGCCUCUGGACUAGGUUUUGUGCCGGAGAGGUGGGACGGGAGCUCACCGGGUGCGUACCCGAUGGGAUUUCCAAUGAUUAGCGUGCCGGGAUAUGGACUUGGUGUUAGUAGUAGUGGUGGUGUUAGCAGUGGUGGUGGUGGUGGACCUGCUGAGGAAGGUCAUGAUGAGGAGGAGGAGGGAGAGGGCGAUAUUGACGAUGAUGAUCAUGUUGAUGAUGAUGAUGAUGAUGAUGAUGAUGAUGAGAAAGUGAACGAGGAGGGGAUGAAAGGGAGAAAGCAGCACGGGAGCGGGAAUGAGAAUGGGAAUGGGCAGCAAUGAUGACGAUUAUGAGGAAAGUAACUCAAGUAAAGAGGUCCGUGGUAAGGUUAGAGGGUAUGUAUUGAGGACAGAUAGUAGUGGACGAAUGGGGUCCAAAGCAGCCCAGGGGAUGGAUGGAUGGAUGGACUCCUAGAGUAGGACUGAUUGAUACCUAUGCUUGGAGAAAUGAUGAUACCCAGUUUAGUUUUUAGGUAGUUUUGAUUUUCCGAACACGAUUAUGCAUAUCCAUUCACUAGGUACCUACUAUUAAACAAUUUGUACACGCUUCUGUACCCGAUGAUGCUUGAUCCAAGUGUCGAGGCUUAUCACAUGGGUCAACAUGGAGCGAUAUUAUUACGACGUCUUGAAGGUAACUCCAAGUAUCAUCAAACACUUGUUCCU